UUGGUGUUCCCUCCCCCGCGCCGGGUUCCGGCCCCGCCCCGCCUAGGUUCCGGAUUUGCUCCCGGGCGGGACCCUCGCCCUGGGCCGGCUCUCAGGGCCGCUGCUCCCGCCCCUCAUCUCCUGUGGCCCCCAGCUCUGUCCGGCCUCCGCCCCGCCCCCUCGGCCCUGGCUCUUUCCUUCAAAGUCCCGUGGUCUCAGGUCUCGGGUCUCGGGUCUCGGGUCUCGGGUCCCGGGGGCCCUCCCCCCGCCCCCCGCCCCGGCCCCCGACCCGGCGCGGUCGCAGCCCAUGGAGUCCCAGUGCGACUACUCGAUGUACUUCCCCGCCGUGCCGCUGCCCCCCCGGGCAGAGCUGGCUGGGGAUCCCGGCCGCUACCGAGCGCUGCCACGGAGGAACCACCUUUACCUGGGGGAAACGGUGCGCUUUCUGCUGGUGCUGCGCUGCCGGGGGAGCGCCGAAGCCGGCUCUGGGGAAGCCCCUGGAGCCGCCUGGGCCGAGCUGGCCGAGGCCCUGGCGGCCCUGGCUUCAGUCAGCGCCGGAAGUGGGGCGCCCGGCUCCGGAGACCUGGACCUGGAACCCCCCGGGGGUGCGGGGCUGUUCUCAGACUGCAGUCCCCUCCUCACCCAUGGCCCGGGCCCUGCCACAGGCGGGGGAGCAACCAUGUUGCCUGUGGAAGAACCAAUUGUGUCCACAGAUGAAGUCAUCUUUCCACUAACCAUUUCUUUGGACAAACUACCCCCAGGAACACUUAAGGCCAAGAUUGUAGUUACUGUGUGGAAAAGGGAGGUUGAGACAGCAGAGGUCAGAGAUCAUGGCUACCUGAGAUUGCUGCAGACCCGGGCCCCUGGGGAGACAUUCCGAGGGGAGCAAAAUGCAUUCAAGGCCCAAGUGAGCACUCUGCUGACCCUACUUCCUCCUCCUGUUCUGAAAUGUCGACAGAUCACUGUGGCUGGAAAACACCUGACAGUGCUCAAGGUGCUGAACAGUUCCUCACAAGAGGAAAUUUCUAUCUGGGACAUCCGUAUCCUCCCCAAUUUCAAUGCCAGUUAUCUGCCUGUCAUGCCUGAUGGUUCUGUGUUGCUGGUGGAUAAUGUCUGUCACCAGUCUGGGGAAAUCUCCAUGGGCUCCUUUUGUCGUCUCCCUGGUUCUUCUGGCUGCUUCCCGUGCCCUCUUAGUGCUCUGGAGGAACAUAACUUCCUGUUCCAACUGAGGGCAGGUGAACAACCCCCUCCAAAAGGCCAGGAGGGCCUAGAGGUAUCUCUUGUUGCUAUAGUUCAGUGGUCUACACCCAAGUUACCAUUCACUCAAAGUAUCUACACCCACUAUAGGCUACCUAGCAUUCGCUUAGACCGUCCAUGCUUUGUAAUGACUGCCUCAUGUGAGUCUCCUGUGCGAGUACAGGAGCGUUUUACUGUUACCUAUACUUUGCUCAACAAUCUACAGGACUUCCUUGCUGUUAGGCUUGUCUGGACCCCAGAGCAUGCACAAACUGGAAAGCAGCUAUGUGAAGAAGAGCGGCGGGCAAUGCAGGCUGCCUUGGAUUCUAUUGUUUGCCACACACCUCUCAAUAAUCUUGGCUUCUCCAGAAAGGGUACUGCACUCACUUUCAGUGUGGCCUUCCAAGCCCUAAGGGCUGGACUCUUCGAGUUGAGCCAGCACAUGAAGCUGAAGUUGCAGUUUACUGCCAGUGUAUCCCACCCCCCACCUGAGGCCCGACCCUUGUCACGAAAGAGCAGUCCUAGCAGCCCUGCUGUUCGAGACUUCAUGGAGAGACAUCAGGGUAGCCUGGGCCGGUCCCAGUCCUUCUCCCACCAGCAGCCUUCUCGCAGCCACCUCAUGAGGUCAGGCAGUGUGAUGGAACGCCGUGCCAUCACACCUCCUGUGGCCUCCCCAGUAGGCCGUCCCCUCUACCUGCCUCCGGAUAAGGCCAUGCUCUCUCUGGACAAGAUUGCCAAGCGUGAGUGCAAGGUCUUGGUGGUUGAACCUGUCAAGUAGUGGGAAGCUGGAUCCCUAUUCUUUAUUCAAACACACCUAGAAAUUGGAAACCCCCUGGAAGGGGUCCUCACCUUGUGGCUGCUGACUCUCCUGGGAUGCUCCCUAAGGAACAUGGAGGAGAUAAUGCAGCUGUCUGUCUGUGUCUGCUGUUGAUUGGGAAGUGGGGGGGGGGGGGGAGCCAACAGUAUUUCCUGUCUGGGAGGGCUGGUCCCAUCCCUAGUUCUGUUCCCUACUCUCCCUCAUCCUACCCCCUCUUUCUUAUUCUAAGUUUACAAAAUAGUUUUUCUUACGCUUAUGACAUUCCCCUCCCCCAACCAGCAGGGGCUAUAUUUGGAAGGUGGUAAUGAUUCAGUGGAUCUUGAUGGUUGCCCCCCAGACUCAGGUGCCAGGGGCGGGGCAUUGUUAUGUGUGUACCUUCCUUCCCUCCCCCAAUUCAUGUUUAUAUCCUCAUGCACUUUAAUUUAAAAUUCCUUGUCUGUCUGUCCAUGUAAUUUCUUCAUGUCUCCUACUGCUUCCAAUUGAAUUGAGACCAUUAAAUGUCUGUCCAGGAGGAAGGAGAACUUAA
This is a messenger RNA of Monodelphis domestica (gray short-tailed opossum), 2558 nucleotides long. RefSeq names its product trafficking protein particle complex subunit 14 (gene TRAPPC14). Gene Ontology annotation, molecular function: alpha-tubulin binding. NCBI's taxonomy places the organism in Eukaryota, Metazoa, Chordata, Mammalia, Didelphimorphia, Didelphidae. The record is from RefSeq and is a predicted model, not a curated record. Gene Ontology annotation, cellular component: TRAPPII protein complex. Gene Ontology annotation, biological process: cilium assembly.